Messenger RNA from Schistocerca serialis cubense, 518 nucleotides. RefSeq lists its product as uncharacterized. The coding region runs from base 34 to 483 and encodes 149 amino acids. The transcript is spliced from 4 exons. NCBI's taxonomy places the organism in Eukaryota, Metazoa, Arthropoda, Insecta, Orthoptera, Acrididae. The record is from RefSeq and is a predicted model, not a curated record.
AAUGCAAUAGCAGCAGCAGUGCGUCUCUGUUUGAUGGUGACAGUGUUGGCAGCAGAGCCGGACAAGGAAGAUGAUGACGGAGCGACAGUGGCGGUGCCCAAGUGCCGGCGCGACAGCCCAGACCUGGACGAGUGCCUCCAGCGCGCCCUGCAGGCGUCUCUGCCGCUGCUGCUGCGAGCUGAGGUGGAGUCGAAGAACGUGCUGCACGGCGUGAAGAGCAUGAAGGAGGGCCGUCAGUACGUGGACGUGCACCUGGACGGCGACAUCCUCAGCGUGGCGGGGCUCAGCGUGCGCUUCCACGGACUCUUCACCGGCGACAAGGACAAGGAGGAGCAGGCGAACCGGCUGCUGAACGAGCACUGGCAGCAGCUGUGGUCGGCGCUGGAGCCUGCGCUGGACGCAGCCUACAACAGGCUGCUCUCUGAGAUCUCGGGGAAGGCACUCGCCCAGCUGCCGCUCGCCGCCAUCCUAGACGACCCUUGAGGCGCCGCUGCCUUUGCAUCGCUACCAACUUUCUA